Vigna unguiculata (cowpea) is the source of this 3068-nucleotide messenger RNA. Its product is annotated as ABC transporter G family member STR-like. Gene Ontology annotation, biological process: transmembrane transport. Gene Ontology annotation, molecular function: ABC-type transporter activity; ATP binding; ATP hydrolysis activity. Gene Ontology annotation, cellular component: membrane. Lineage: Eukaryota; Viridiplantae; Streptophyta; Magnoliopsida; Fabales; Fabaceae. The record is from RefSeq and is a predicted model, not a curated record.
UUGAUUAUCACCAAAUACAUACAUAACAGAUAUACCAUACCAGUGUGAUGUUUUUACAUAAAUACCUGCUAUCCUAGCAUACAAAACACGGUAGCUCUAAACGUUAAACAAUUAGUUUAGGGGAAGCAAAUAUCAAUGGAGAGUGACACAAAAAUAUCAUUCUAUUCGGUAGAACCAAAGAAAGUGUAUUGGUAAACCCAAAGAGAAAGAGAAAUGGAAUGCACCAAUCCAAAAUUUGCCGUCUGACAAUUUGUUUCGAGUCACAAUCUUCCAUUGCAUUGCAUUGCAUUCAAAUGCUUUCAUUUUCACCGUCACCUCCUUUGUCCGUAUUUCAUACCUUAUAACCUUCUUAUUUAAACAAUCCACAGCUCAACUUUAGCGCUUUAACACCAGCAAGUCCUCCCUUAAACACCAGCAACAAAGGGCAGAAAGUGGUUGCUGAAGUUCACUGCAAUGGCGAGGCCAAUGGCGAGGCCAGAAAGGACGAGAAGAAAUAAAAGCCUAGAGACACUAAUGGACUCGGACAAACCAGGAAUCGGAAGAAAUGUGAACCAACUGGGACCCCAGAAGUUCACUCCUGGCUAUGGCCUUGAAUUCAGUAACAUCUCGUAUAGUGUCAUAAAAAAGCAGAAAAAGGAUGGAGUAUGGAUCAACAAAGAAACAUAUCUUCUCCAUGACAUCUCUGGCCAAGCAGUAAAAGGUGAAAUUAUGGCAGUCAUGGGGCCUAGUGGUGCUGGAAAAUCCACCUUUCUUGAUGCAUUGGCAGGGAGAAUUGCUAGAGGGAGUCUAGAAGGAUCAGUUAGAAUUGAUGGAAAACCAAUUACUACAAGCUACAUGAAAAUGGUGUCAUCAUAUGUGAUGCAAGAUGACCAGCUCUUCCCUAUGUUGACGGUUUUUGAAACAUUUAUGUUUGCAGCUGAGGUUAGGCUUCCUCCUUCCAUUUCCAGGGCAGAAAAGAAGAAGAGGGUGUAUGAACUCCUUGACCAACUGGGCUUACAGAGUGCUACACAUACAUAUAUUGGUGACGAAGGAAGGAGAGGAGUGUCAGGAGGGGAACGACGAAGGGUAUCUAUUGGCAUAGACAUCAUCCAUAAGCCAUCACUUCUGUUUCUUGACGAACCUACCUCAGGCCUUGACUCUACAAGUGCUUACAGUGUUGUAGAAAAGGUUAAAGACAUAGCUCGAGGAGGAAGCGUUGUCCUUAUGACCAUACACCAGCCUUCAUUUAGAAUUCAAAUGCUCCUGGAUCAGAUCACCGUCCUUGCAAGGGGAAGAUUGAUAUACAUGGGCAAGCCAGAUGCACUACAAGCUCACAUGUCCAGAUUUGGAAGGCCUGUGCCUGAUGGAGAAAACAGUAUUGAGUAUCUUCUAGAUGUUAUUAGUGAAUAUGAUCAAGCAACGGUUGGGCUUGACCCCCUAAUCCAAUUCCAACGAGAUGGCCUCAAACCUGACCCCGCAGCCAUGACCCCUGUUCCAAAAACUCCAAGGACAUCUUUCAGAAGGAACACCCCUGCAUCUAAGCACUUGAUUAGCCUACGCAGCCAAGGAUUUACUGCUGGAACACAACAACCUCAUUCUGCACAGUUUAGUUAUCGCGACGAGGAUGACGAUGAUGACAAUUUCGAUAACUCCCUAGAAAGGAACAGUGUCCCAACACCAAGGAAUAUGACCAGUGGUGUUCACCCACGUUUGGCUUCUCAGUUCUACAAAGAUUUCUCGGCCAAAGAUUUCUCUAUCUGGCUUUACCAUGGUGUGGUAGGAACGCCGCGGCGGCAACCAUCAUGGACUCCGGCAAGAACACCAGGAUGGACGCCUGGGAAAACACCCAUGUCAGGACCAAGAAGUGCAGUUUCCUACCAAUAUUCUGCAGCUUAUCGGUAUCCUUAUCGCCCCCAAACUCCUGCGGUGGAUGGUCAGUCUAUGGACUACUCGGAAACUUCAUAUGCCCCUUCUCUUGAAGGAUUUGAGAUUGAGGAAGUGGUUGAUGAGCCAGUUUUAGGAUCCAAGUACGCAAACCCAUGGUUGCGUGAGGUUGCAGUGCUCUCGUGGCGAACAGCACUAAAUGUAAUUCGCACCCCGGAACUCUUCCUCUCCCGUGAGAUUGUGUUAACUGUUAUGGCACUCAUCCUGUCCAGCAUUUUUGGAAAUCUGAGUCAUCAUUCUUUCAAAGACAUCAAUAGGCUCCUCAAUUUCUACAUCUUUGCGGUGUGCCUUGUUUUCUUUUCCUCCAAUGACGCAGUCCCAUCUUUCAUCAUGGAGAGGUUCAUCUUCAUCAGGGAGACUUCCCACAACGCUUACCGUGCUUCUUCAUAUGUUAUUUCUUCCCUCAUUGUUUACCUCCCAUUUUUCGCUGUUCAAGGACUCACAUUUGCUGCCAUAACCAGAGAAAUGCUCCGGUUGAAAAGCAGUCUCUGGUAUUUCUGGCUCACACUUUAUGCCUCGCUUAUUACCACUAAUGCAUAUGUGAUGCUUGUCAGUGCGCUUGUGCCUAGUUACAUCACAGGGUAUGCAGUAGUCAUAGCCACAACAGCACUCUUCUUUUUGACCUGCGGUUUCUUCCUCAAGCAAACUCAGAUACCCAUUUAUUGGAGGUGGCUUCACUAUGUUUCUGCAAUCAAAUACCCAUUUGAGGCAUUGCUAACAAAUGAAUUCAAGAACCUCGACUGCUACACAGGAAACAAAGCAGAAUUAUCCCCCGGACCAUUAGGAGACUUGAAGCCCAGCAAACAUCAUAACUCCAGUCUGCCAGAUAACUGCUUGUUAGGUGUAGAUAUCUUGUCCUCGAUGGAUAUCAAAAUGCAAAACAUAUGGUAUGACAUUUUAAUCCUGCUGGGUUGGGGUGUUCUUUACAGGUUGUUCUUCUAUUUGGUUUUGAGAUUUUACUCCAAGAACGAGAGAAAAUGAAUCAUUUACCGCCCCUUUUUAUUCGUAUAACCUGUUCAUAUAAUGCUCCGGCCUGCUAAAAAGCUGAAGGUCACUGAGGUUACGUUAUUUAUUUCUUGUAUCAUUGCUAUCAUAUUCAUGAGAAUAUAUUCAGUUUAAGAAGCUUGCGAGUUUUCUGCUUCUGU